AUGACGAGUCCAAUGAAAAUAAAAAUUGGUAUUAUCGGUGGUAGUGGAUUUGAUCGUAGUGAUAUUUUAACAAACCGUCAAGAACAUGACAUUGAUACACCAUAUGGAAAACCAAGUGAUAAGUUAGUUAGUGGUCAAAUAAAUUCCAUUGAUUGUGUAAAUUAUCGUGCAAAUUUAUGGGCAUUAAAUGAAAUGGGUGUUAAUUUAAUAUUAGCAACAACAGCUGUCGGCUCAUUAUCACCUGAAUUAAAACGUGGUGCAUUAGUCAUUUUAGAUAAUUAUAUUGAUAUGACCAAAUUUCGUUGUUCAACAUUUUAUGAUGGAGGAGAAUUACAUCCGCAAGGUGUAAUGCAUGUAUCAAUGCAUCCACCGUAUCAUCGUGAAUUACGCCAAUUAUUAAUUGAUUCUUGUAAGGAUUUAAAAAUUGAUGAUUAUAAAGAGAAAUCAACUAUUCUCGUUAUCGAAGGACCAAAUUUUUCAACUUAUGCUGAAAAUAAAGUUUUUAUUAGUUGGGGUUGUACAACAAUUGGUAUGACACAAACACCUGAAGCUAUCUUGGCAAAAGAAUUAGCAAUACCGUAUGCCGCAUUAGCCAUUGUUACUGAUGAUAUUUGUUACAAAGAAGAUGGUAUUGUCGAUCCAAACGAGGUUGUAACCAUAUUUAAAGCAACAUUUCCAAAAGCGAUGGAAGUAUUAAAAUUAACAAUAAAAAAAAUUGGUGAAAAAGAUUGGACUGAUUCAACAAAUGCUUUAAAAAGACUUGUUGGUGAAGCUCUUAUGAAACACUGA
Didymodactylos carnosus is the source of this 789-nucleotide messenger RNA. The record is from the annotation of a GenBank genome assembly. NCBI's taxonomy places the organism in Eukaryota, Metazoa, Rotifera, Eurotatoria, Philodinida, Philodinidae.